GUGAGCCAAGAUGAUAACACCAGCCGGGCCACACAUGGACAAGGAGGAGGCACUUGAUAAAAUGUUCAGUGCUUCUGUAAAUGCUGAUCCAGGGGAGGAUGCUCUCCGAAAAAAGAAGAGGUUCUCAGUAAGACGAUUUCCGUUGCUCAACCCGCAGCAGCCAGCCGGACAGCGCCCUGGAGCAACACCAGUCCAUCGCCAUAAAGAGCUGCAGAACUAGCCUCCGCGUGUUUCAGGUCCUGGCCUGGGCUGCGGCAUGGUGACCCUGCUGGACCUUGUGUGGUUCUGGAUGUUUGUAGCCCCGGCGUGCUGCCAACCAGAGCAGUACCAGGAAUGUCUCUCAUCGGCUGUAUCUGUAACAUCAGCUGGGGGCCGGGUUUUCACUCGACACCAGUUUUUCAACAUCUCGGCAGAGAAAAAUGGCUCUCCUAUCAUAAACUUAAAGCUAGAUCCAAGACGGAAAAUUUUAAGGUGGAAUUGCAGGAGAAAUGUGACUCAGGAGAUGUGUAAAAUAGAAACCCCUCUGGAAACUUUCUGCAUCCCAGAGACACAGGUCCAGGAAGAUGGCACCCACUAUUGCAGGUUUCCAAAUGCCUUGUUGCAUCGAGGCGCCCUCCUGAGCGUGGCUGUCACUUCCGACGGGGACACAUUUCAGGAGGUCUUGAUCUUCAAUAACUCAGGCAAGGACAGCUCCGGGGCCAUGAACUUCACCUGCAUCAUCUACAACACCAGCUUCAUGAACUGCAGCUGGGUGCCUGGCCCAGCAGCACCUGCCGAUGUCCAGUACCGCCUCGAUGUCUGGACCUCUUUGUUGGAGGACGGGACCGAAUGUCCCCAGUACAUCAGGGACUCGGCCGGCACACACGUGGGCUGUCAUUUCGAUAUCAGCUCUGAGCCGAAGCAGCCGCAGUACAUCUUCUUCCUGAAUGGAACGAGCGAGGAGACGACCAUCCCCUUCCUGGAUUUCGCUCCCUUUGAGGCCUUUCGGAUGGAAAAGUAUAACCCGCCAUCAAACAUCACAAGUCACUACAACGGAUCAAAUCAUAUUAUCCAGUGGGAAAACCCACAGAGGAGAUUUGAGUAUGCAAGUCAUAUCUUAGAUUAUCAACUCGACAUCCAAAAAAAGGGCAGAUCCCAGGACCCCAUUGUCCAAAAAGGACAAGACAGAAACGUAUUCCUGGUGCCAAGCUCUGAGUCCAACGGAGAGCACAGCCUGCAGAUCCGAGUACGCCAUAGGCACAGUGACAUCUGGAGCGAUUGGAGCGAGACCUUGCAUUUCGGCCUCCCGGAGCAGAGCCAUGGCGACGUGGCCGCGAUCCUGCCGGUGGCGGGCAUGUCAGCUGUGGUGCUCACCGUGGUCCUGAUGCUCAUCUUCAGCAGGAACUCUGUGAGGCAGACGCUGUUCCUGCCCAUCCCGCAGGUGAAGAGCCUCCUCACUCCAAACGCUGAGAUCGCCUGGGAAGGGAACCACCAGCCUCCAGACACCCAGGAGCCUGAAUUCCUCAUCGUGGAGGAAAUGGGAUAAUCUGCAGACGGACAAGCAGACUGUGUGCAGCCAGCCCCACCCCACUUCCACAAAUCUCAUUCUACACGUUGUCUACUUGGGUGGCUUUGAAAACCAGGCUGUUUGUGAGCGUUUUCUGACUGGACUUCAAUGCUGUCAUCAGAGCCGUGCGUCUGUGUCCAUGGUCGACCCACUGCUGUCAAGUCGAUUCCGACUCACGGCGACCCCAUGUGUUACGGAAUAGAACCGAGCCUCCUAGGGUUUUCUUGGCUGUGAUCUUUAUCAAAGGAGCCUUGGUGGCA
This is a messenger RNA of Trichechus manatus latirostris (Florida manatee), 1806 nucleotides long. RefSeq names its product granulocyte-macrophage colony-stimulating factor receptor subunit alpha-like. NCBI's taxonomy places the organism in Eukaryota, Metazoa, Chordata, Mammalia, Sirenia, Trichechidae. Gene Ontology annotation, molecular function: cytokine receptor activity; protein binding. The transcript has 12 exons. The record is from RefSeq and is a predicted model, not a curated record. Gene Ontology annotation, cellular component: membrane; external side of plasma membrane. Gene Ontology annotation, biological process: cytokine-mediated signaling pathway. Bases 257 to 1525 code for a protein of 422 amino acids.